CCGGAGCUCCGCGGAGGCAGCGAGGCUCACAUGGACCAAGUUUCAGAGAUCAAACCUAAAGGAAGAAGCUGCAGACGGCCAGAAGACUCGGAGCGGGACUCGGAGCGGGACUCGGAGCGGGACUCGUCACGGCCCCGCGUGAUGGAGCGUCUGCUCAGUGAGCUCAGCUCUCUGCUGAAGAUGUUGGACCAGGAGACGGUCAGUCCUGCUACUGCAGACCAGAUGGCGUCAGUCCGGGACGUCCUGGACUCCAUGCAGCUGUCAGUGAACGGCUCUGACGUCUACAUGAACAGCUGUCUGUACGGGAACGGCACCAGCUUCGUCGAGUCUCUGUUCGAGGAUUUCGACUGCGACCUGCACAUGCUCAGUGCGUCUCCAGAGGAGCAGAAGGAGCAGAAGAAGGAGGAGGAGGAGGAGGAGGAGGAGACUCAUCCCAAUAAAUCUACGCCGACGGACACGCCUCCUCCUCUGCCCAGCACGCCGCUCCCUGACGACUACUACGAGGAGGCGGUGCCUCUGGACCCUGGCUCCGCCCCCCAGUACUUCACCACCAACAUGAACGCUGUGGAGGACGCGUACUACGAGGACGCAGACAACAACUACCCCACCACCAGGAUCAACGGGCCGCCCAAGAACUCCUAUAACGACUCUGACGCCGUGAGCUCCUCCUACGAGUCGUACGAGGAGGACGAGGACGAGGCCAAAGGUCGGGAGCGUCCCCCUCGCUGGGCGGCCGAGGACGGCCAGGACGGGCCGGUCCGAGACUGUCGGAUCUGCGCCUUCCUGCUGCGCAAGAAACGCUUCGGACAGUGGAGCAAACAGCUGGUCGUCGUCAGGGACAACAAGCUGCAGUGCUUUAAGAGCAUCAAGGAGAGUUCUCCUCACACGGAGCUGCCGCUGAACCUCUGCAACGUCAUCUACGUCCCGAAGGAAGGACGCAAGAAGAGACACGAGCUGCGCUUCUCCCUGCCCGGAGGAGAAGCUCUGGUGCUGGCCGUGCAGAGCAAAGAGCAGGCGCAGCGCUGGCUGAAGGUGGUGCAGGACGUGGGCAGUCGCUGCAGCAACAGCGAAGCACCGGACGGAUCCACGUCCCCCAUGAUCCAGAGGAAGCUGGAGCUGGACAAGGUGCUGCAGUGUGAGCGUCAGGCGUCAGACUCAGACAGCGGACCGACAACAGAGAACCAGACGACCGCAGGACGAGACGCCACCGACACGCUCAGCAGGAAGCGUGGAGCGUUCUCCGAGCUGACGGGCUCCAUGAGCCGAGCCGCCGGCAAGAAGAUCAACCGCAUCAUCACCUUCUCCAAACGGAAACCUCCGCUACCGGGAGAGCCCGCCUCCUCCUCCGGUCACCACGACAACCCACGCUGUGGUGUCCUCAGUGUGUGUGUGAGCGGCAGCUGGAGGGAGCGUUGGUGCGAGGUGCGAGGCGGAGCUCUCUACCUGCAGAAGGAGGCGGGGGAGGCGCGGGCGGCGGCCGCCGUGGUGCCGCUGAGAGGAGCCGAGGUGGUGACGGGAGGACUGGGACCCAAACACCCGUUCUCCUUCACCAUCCUGCAGGCCGGACACCAGCUGGCUGCUCUGGAGGCGAGCUGCUCUGAGGACCUGGGCCGCUGGCUUGGCGUGCUGUUUGCAGAGACGGGCAGCGCGGCGCUCCCGGAGGAGCUGCACUACGACUACAUCGACGUGGACACGCUCACCGACAUCCGACACGCCGCCAGAAACUCCUUCCUAUGGGCCACGACCACGGCGGCGUCCUCCAGCAGCACCUCCACGGACUCCAGGACGUACGACGAGGUCUACGAGAGCAUCGAGAACGGAGACGCUGAGAGCAGAGGACAGCUGAGACGCCACGCCUCCUUCUCCAGCAGAGACUCGGAGAAGACGGAGCAGCAGGCCGCCGUGAAGAGACACGCCUCCAACGUGAAUCAGUACGCUCGCUACGGGAAGACGCGCGCCGAGGAGGACGCCAGGCGCUACCUGCUGCAGAAGGAGGAGCUGGAGAGGAAGAAGGAGGAGCUGAGGCACCAGCUGAUCUCCCUCCGCAGGGAGAAGAAGGAGGUGAAGGAGGAGCUGAAGACUGAGACAGCUCUCAGUGUGGACCAGAGGUUGUCCUCUCUCGAGGGUCUGUGUAAGCAGAAGGAGGAGGAGCGAGUGGAGCUGGAGCUCCGGCUGACGGAGGUCAAAGAGAACCUGAAGAAGUCUUUGGCCAGAGGAGCGCUGGGUCCCCCCACCGACACCAAGAUCAGCACCAAGGCUCAGGGCAGUAAGAUUGAGAAGGUUUAUAAUGAGACGUUGCCGAUCAACUCAGCUGCUGAACUCCGCAAACGUCCUCCGUCCCUCUACAAGAACAACAGCAGAGGAAACGUCCUGCAGAAGGCCAAGGAGUGGGAGUCUAAGAAGGGGAGCUGAAAGAACGGAGAGAAUAAACUGAACUGUGACAGAAAGACGAGAAGAGGAACAGAACUGGAACUGAGAGGAGGAGAGGAGGAGGAGGAGGAGGAGGAGAGGAGGAGAGGAGGAG
Messenger RNA from Centropristis striata (black sea bass), 2524 nucleotides. Its product is annotated as actin filament-associated protein 1-like 1. The record is from RefSeq and is a predicted model, not a curated record. The coding region runs from base 31 to 2412 and encodes 793 amino acids. The transcript has 19 exons. Gene Ontology annotation, molecular function: SH3 domain binding. Gene Ontology annotation, cellular component: cytosol. NCBI's taxonomy places the organism in Eukaryota, Metazoa, Chordata, Actinopteri, Perciformes, Serranidae.